Frankliniella occidentalis (western flower thrips) is the source of this 1370-nucleotide messenger RNA. Its product is annotated as regucalcin. The record is from RefSeq and is a predicted model, not a curated record. Gene Ontology annotation, biological process: L-ascorbic acid biosynthetic process. NCBI's taxonomy places the organism in Eukaryota, Metazoa, Arthropoda, Insecta, Thysanoptera, Thripidae. Gene Ontology annotation, molecular function: calcium ion binding; gluconolactonase activity; enzyme regulator activity. The coding region runs from base 196 to 1110 and encodes 304 amino acids. The transcript is spliced from 6 exons.
GGCAGUCAGUGCUAACAGCGCCUAGCAUGCAGUGGAGACGAGGGACAUCGGCUAGCGUGAUACAUGUGGACUUUACCGACAAGAGGGGCGACUUUGACGGCUGACAUUUGCUCUUCGAUUUGUGCCCCUCGCGCUCCCUCUCUCGCUCGGCCGCGCGUCCGCGUACUGCUGUGAGAAGAGUAGAAGCACACUAUCAUGGCCCCCGUCGUCGCCAAGGUCUGCGAGCCCGUCACGCUGGGCGAGGGCCCGCACUGGGACGCGGCCAGCAAGAGCCUCUACUACGUGGACAUCGAGGGCAAGAAGCUGAUGAAGUACGUGCCCGCCACCAAGGAGCGCACCGCCGUCACGCUCGAUGACCUGGUGGGAUUCGCGGUGCCCGUGGACGGCCGCCCCAACGUGUUCGUUGCCGGCCUCAAGCGCCGCAUCGUCCUCGUCACCUGGGACGGGCGAAGCGAGACUCCGGAGAUCGUCGAGAACCUCUUGGAGGUGCAGAAGGACGUCAAGGUGGACCUGCUCAGGAUCAACGACGGCAAGGCUGACCCCAACGGCCGCAUCUGGGCAGGGACCAUGUCGCGUCUCGAAGUGGGUGCGGAGGACGGCGUGCUGUUCUACGUGAGCCAGGACCGCAAGGCGCACGUCCGUCAGACCAACGUCGGUCUGUCCAACGGCCUCGCCUGGACCCCCGAUGGCAAGACCAUGUACUACGUGGACUCGCUCAAGAAGAGCGUGGAUGUGAUGAGCGUGGACGUUACCUCGGGCCAGAUCUCCGACCGCAAGACUCUGUUCAGUCUCGAAGCCAACGGUAUCCACGGUUUCCCAGACGGCAUGACAAUCGACACGGAGGGAAAAUUGUGGGUCGCCGUUUACGACGGCGCUAAGGUGCUUCGCAUCGACCCGGCCACCGGCACCCUCAUGAGCACGCUGGACAUCCCCGCGCCCGAGGUGACGUCCGUGGCGUUCGGCGGCGACAAGCUGGACGAGCUGUACGUGACGACCGCGGCCAUGCGCGCCACCAAGGAGGUCCGAGAGAAGUACCCCGACGCCGGCGCGCUCUUCAGAGUGACUGGCCUGGGCGUCAAGGGCUACGCCGGCGUUGCCGCCAAGAUUUAAACUUGGCACCGUCUUCGUCCUCGUGGGUGUUUUUGGUGUUCAACGCAUCGAAAGUGUUAAUUCGUCAGUCCAUAUUGGACGAUGUAAAUUGUUACAUUCUGAUCAACGUCAAAUAAUCGCACGAGGCCGUUCGUAUUCGAACGCUCCUCUGAAUGUAAAUUCUUAAGUACAUGUAAUGAAAUGUGUUUUGUAAGCAGAUAUUUUAUAUAGGGUUACUUAAGCUUUUUGUAAAUAAAAUGUUAAUUUAAACUUUUGUGAAA